This is a messenger RNA of Phlebotomus argentipes, 3676 nucleotides long. It is a transcript of the gene Nna1, whose product is annotated as cytosolic carboxypeptidase Nna1. The transcript has 14 exons. Gene Ontology annotation, molecular function: zinc ion binding; metallocarboxypeptidase activity. Gene Ontology annotation, biological process: proteolysis. The record is from RefSeq and is a predicted model, not a curated record. The coding region runs from base 1 to 3498 and encodes 1165 amino acids. Lineage: Eukaryota; Metazoa; Arthropoda; Insecta; Diptera; Psychodidae.
AUGAGUUUUCACAGGCGAGAGAAUAUUCUCACUCUGCGUUCUGCUCUCGAACACACUUUUCCUCAGUCUACAUUUUCCACUCGUCCUAUUAGCACGUCUUUUUCUCUCUCGCUCUGUCGUGGUGUCGGGAAAAUUUAUCGCCUCACAGUUCGCCUGAGUUUCCUCGGGAGUUUCCUGUCAAAUAGCCUAAAAACCAACCAGCUGGAGGUGAAUACAGAUGCAAAAACCCUGCGUCCAAUUGCUCGCCUCAAGGAGCCCCGGGAUUUAUUUGCAUUGCCGAAAGAAAGAGACUAUGACUGUCCUCAGCAAGCGGCACGAUGGCCGAUCGAGUGUCAGGUAUUGGAAGAACGAAUUUAUCACAUAGAAUAUGUGCCAGAAGCUCCCGAACCAUACUAUCAGCCAACAGGGAAGGAAUUGCAGCCACGACCAGUCGGAGAGGAGAAUGGAAUAGUGAUUUAUAAUUAUAAUCCUGUCAGUGCCGUUAAUUAUUCAAAUAGAGACAGUGAUUCAGAUUCUGACGACGAUGAUAGUUCAGCGACCGAGAUAAAUUACUCUUCAACACCGGAAUCUGAUGACAUAAAGAGCAAAACACCGGACACAGAUGCAACAGAUUCCGAUGAGAGUGGAGAUGGCAAUUGCAAUGAUGAUGAUGACGAGUGUGACGACACAAGUAUCAAAUGCAAAAGCCUAAAAUUAGAUAGUGCACAAAUUAAUACAGCAGACACAGCGAGAUGCAACAAUCUCACGAGCAACAAUCUUCCACAGUUCAGUCGUUCCAGCGUUGGUGGAUCGAAAUAUCUGCUCAAUGCCCACCCAAAUCCACCUGAAAUUGAAGAUUUAGUGUUCGAAUCGCGCUUCGAGUCGGGAAAUUUAGCAAAGGCUGUGAAAAUAACAUCAGGAUACUAUGAACUCUACUUAAGACCCGAUAUGUAUACCAAUCGUCACACACAAUGGUUCUACUUUCGCGUCAUGAAUACACGGAAAAAAGUUAAUUACAGGUUCUCCAUUGUCAAUUUAGUGAAGUCGGACAGUCUCUACAAUGAAGGAAUGCGUCCCCUCAUGUACUCAACCAUUGAGGCCAAUACAUCUCUCAUCGGUUGGCGGCGAUGUGGAGAAAAUAUCACAUACUUUCGCAACGAUGACACAUUUCCCCUGAACGAUGACGAUGAUGAGAAUGGCUCCUACACCCUCACAUUCAACAUAGAAUUUCAGCAUGACAACGACACAGUAUACUUCGCCCACAGCUAUCCUUACACCUACAGCGACCUCCAGGAUUAUCUGAUGGCAAUCCAACGCCACCCAGUCAAGUCCAAGUACUGCAAACUCCGACUGCUCUGCAGAUCUCUGGCGGGCAACAAUAUCUACUACUUGACAGUCACAGCACCACAAGCGGAGGAGGAGGCAGUAAAAAAGAGGGCGGUGGUGGUGUCAGCCAGAGUUCAUCCCGGAGAAACACCCUCGUCGUGGAUGAUGAAGGGUCUGAUGGACUUCAUCACGGGUGAUUCAUAUGUGGCGAAGAGAUUGCGUCACAAGUUCAUCUUCAAGCUGAUACCAAUGCUCAAUCCUGACGGCGUGAUUGUCGGAAAUACACGGAGUUCACUCACGGGCAAGGAUUUGAAUCGCCAAUAUCGCACAGUGAUUAGGGAGACAUAUCCGUCAAUCUGGUACACCAAAGCAAUGAUCAAAAGACUGAUGGACGACUGUGGCGUCGUCAUGUACUGCGACAUGCACGCGCACUCACGAAAGCACAACGUAUUCAUCUAUGGCUGCGAGAAUAAGCGACAGCCUGAGAAGAAGCUCUCCGAACAGGUGUUUCCACUCAUGCUGCACAAGAAUGUGGCUGAUAAAUUCUCCUUCGAGAGCUGCAAAUUCAAGAUUCAGAAGAACAAAGAGGGCACCGGACGAAUAGUCGUGUGGAUGUUGGGUGUCACAAACAGCUACACCAUCGAGGCAUCCUUUGGCGGAACAACGCUGGGGAGUCGCAAUGGAACACACUUCAAUACCAUGGACUACGAGCAACUGGGCAGAGCUUUCUGUGAAACACUCAUGGAUUAUUACGAUGAGAAUCCAUUGAAAGAGAGACUCCGCAUGAAAAUCCUCAAUCGACUGUCAAAGGAGGGUUCAAGUGCUGAUGAACCACUAAAUAUUCCACUGUCUGACUACUCUAGCGAUGAGGGUGACACAAGUUCUGAUAGUUCGGAAAAUGAAGCCAACAAAAGUAUAUACGAGGGACCUUGUUGCCAACCAUUGAAGGUGCCACCCUCGUCUCCGGUCAUGCCAUCAAAGCUCAAGUGCAAUAAGAAGUUCAGAAAGUCCAAAUUGAAACGACCAGUGACACUGAAGAAAUCACAGAAAUUCCCCUCAAGGCCCAUCAUGGACAUUCCAACCACAGAUCCUGGCCUCGAUCUCUGCUAUUCAACCUCAGACGAGGACUACGAAACCGACGCGGAUAUCUUUGGGCGCGGAUACAAGGGGAAAUUGGUGCGGAAAUCACCUCAACUCUUCACCGACACCAACAUUCACAUGCCACCCGAAUUGAUAAUAACAUCAACGAAAAAAACCGAUGAUGAGCUUGGAGAUAAGUCGUCAAAAAUGCACGAAGGCGCAGCAACGCAAUCAAUAUCGGAAUUUCCCCCAAUAAACAUCAGCAAACGUGCUAAAUCUUGGCACAGUUUUAAUCGCUGCAUGGCCACGUUGAAAAUCACAAAUUCCACCCAAGAUGCCAUCAAUUACGACACCGCGGAUAAUCUUCAGCUGAAGCUGUCGCUCAAGAAGCAAAUUUGGGCAGGAGCGUGGCCGGGAAAGAAUGGAAUUGAUCGCUCGCGGCCACUUUCUUGGGGUGUUUCAUCGCUCAGCAGCAAGAAAACCGCCGCCAAUCAUCCCAGAAUCAAUGACUACGACAGCGAGAGUCUGCUGACGGCGUGCUCGCAGAAGCUCGCCGCCUGGCAAGAGACGGAGAGACAGAAUGCCGCCAGUGCGCUGGCCAGUGAUAAGAAGACACCGCGGAAGCCAGCGACAGUGAAUGGAAGUGCGGUGCAGGCGAAGGUGAAUGAGAAAGUGGGUAAAAAUAGGCGGAACACAGCCUCCUUCGUCACGCCCAUCAAGUCUCUGCCAGAGGAGCAGGCCAAGAGCAAGCGAAAGCCCAAGAGCACAUUGACUAAAAUAGUGAAGGCCACGGAUUUCUUCACUCACCUGGCUAAGGCGAAGCCAAAAGGUCGUGACGUGCCAAGUGCAGCACUUCUGGCGCCGCAGAACUUCGUCGGGGCCCUCGUGCCCUCAGCCAACCACCUGGGCCACAAGCCAAAGUCACCCAGCAAGUUCCGGACGGGCGCUAUCGUCGUCACGGCUGUGCAGCCGGGCAAGAAGUCCAAGAAGAUGCGUCCGGCGCGUCACAAGAACCGCGACACUUCCGACAGCGAUUCUGAAAAUGCCAAGACAUUCGUCAGGAAGGUGCGGACGAAGAUCAAGCGGAAAAAGAGCAAGAGCAGCAAGCAAUAGGCAUUAGUUAUUUGCAUCGCAAUUAGCACGGUAGCAAGUGAGAAUGACUCGUCAACAGAGGCAGAACACUGUGAAUGUCGCUUCAAUGGCGUGUGAUUGAGUCUUGAGGUGAAAAUAAGAGAAAUUAUUCGAGGAGAAAAGUGACGAAAAUCCACGAGAAAAUAAAACACACUUUGAC